AAGCGGAAAUGCGUUACAGUGACAGAUGGUAGCUUGAGGCUAACUGCUGCAAAGGAGUCAGUCGGGUUCAUGGAUGUAACCGGUUGUGUUGUGGUCUAAAAUCAUAAAGUUAAUCAUGUAACAGUUAGUUAUCUUUGAAUGGUAUGUUAUUAUAACGCAAAGACGAGCCAAUAAUUAAUGUGAGUCAGUCUCAGUGUUUGUCGCAGAGGGGAAAUGUUGACGCUAACGUUAGUAACAUUGAACAAGUGCGGCCGCACGCAAAGCGCCUGUUUCCAUUGAUGUCCAAAAGGUAUCGACUCUAAUCUUUUAUUGCCUAAAAUAACAUUGUUCCUUCAGAUUCAGCUCUUAAUAUCAGCCUGGUCGUUUAUGUGGAGCAGCUGGCAGCAGUCCCGCCUCCAAGGAGAAACACACCAAUCAGUGAUGGUUAUGGAGGAUGAUGGACGUCCCGACAGCCAAUCAGAGCCAGACACCCUGUCAGCCGUGGGCAGGCCAGAACGGCUGGUCCCCGGCUUCACCUCCAGGACCCCCCUGCAACCCUCUGCCCAGCUUCCAGCACCUCAGCCUGGGCUCGCCAUCUGACCAGAGACCCUGCUACGACCACCUGCAGCCAUCCAACCGGGGCUGCCACAGCGACACAAACGACGCCCAUCACAGCACACUGUAUGCUCAUAACGCAAGUCAGGGUGUGCAGCGAAUCGUUCCUGAUGCAUCCGUGGCUCCAGCUGCAAGCCAAGGAAGAAAUAUACCUCCAUGUUCUCUGCCUCUUAUUAAUCAAGGGACGCAGCCUUGCACGCCACUGCAAAUGCCAUUUUACUCCCCUUACAGCCCAUACCAGCCCCCGCACACACACCAGGGUUUACUGAAUGGACUUCAGUCACCACAUCAGAAACAUCUGCCCGUCAGCUCCCCGUCAUUCAGACAGUGUGUAAACCAGAGUCCGCAGUGCACAGCUCAGCCUGCGUUUGAGAGGGCCAAUGUGGAGUCCCCCGUUGUAUCGGCCCACAGUCCUGCCUCACACACCUCUCCCGUCCAACAGUACACACACUGUAGAGGAACCAUCAGUGAGUUUGUUCCCAGUGCGGCGGCACAGGACACAAGCAGCACGCCACAGUCUCCGGAGUCUCGUUACGGUCUGGACCCAGAGCUCCUGCCCAGUGCGGUGAAGGUGAUUGCAGAGGACAAGGCGGAGUGGGAGGGCAAGGUCUUCGUCUCAGAGCCUUUUUCCCGUCUUCCUCCUCUGGCAACUACUUCGUGUAUCAUAGAGGACAGGGGUAAUGCGAGUCCUUUCGCCAUCCGCUCCACCUCGUACUGCGUGCCCUGUGAAGGUCAGACUGCCCUGUUGAGCCGUCUGCCGCUGGGAGCUCUGGUCAGCCCACUGGCAAAACAAAAUGCUGGAGAGAACGCCCUGCCAGUGUGCAAAGAGCCAGAGUGUGUUAUGGGCUGUGGUUGGUGCGGAGCAUCCAUGUGCCCGGCGAUGGGCUGGCAGGACUGCGGUCAGAGGUUUUACUGCCCCUUCUGUGGUAAACUCAGCGAAGUGCCGUGGCAACACUACCAGCCCACCAAAGGGGUGGAGGGGGUUCGGGUGGAUAAUGAAAAGAGGCCAGAACUCAGUAUGGGAUCGUACGAGAUACUUAAUUCUCUGAAGGGUGAGCCGGCUGCACUGCUUCUAGCCAUAGAUGUGUCUGCCUCAGCACUGAGAGGAGGACAUUUGGAGUUUGCAGCACAACAAAUCCUUACUUUGCUGACCUCUCUGAAGAGGGAGGAUGGCGAGUCCUCGUCAGACGUUCGAGUUGGUUUGAUGACGUAUGACAGCAAGAUCCACCUGUACGACCUCAGCCCCGCCCUGUCCCGCCCACACAUGCUGGUCAUCACAGAGACAGAAGACCUGCAGCUUCCUGUGAGGGAGGGGCUUCUGGUGUCCCUACAAGACUGUAUAGACAGUAUUGACAGUGUGCUGCAGCUUGUUCCUCAGUUCAGUUCAGAGUGUGAUGACUCAAGCGGAGUUCCCAUGGAGCUGCCUGUCAAAGCAGGGCUAGCUGUACUGCAGGCCCUAGGUUGUCCUGGCAAGCUGCUGAUCUUCCAUACUGCCCCUCUGAUAGAGAUGGGACACACAAACUCACCCUCAGGGUUCUUUGGCUCAAACAAACCAAAGUCCGUCUUUCAGCCGUCAGAGCAAGCUGUCUCAUUGGCCAAGGAGUGCGUCAGUCAGGGCUGCGGCGUUCACCUGUUUGUCCUCUCCCAGCAGGACGUAGGCGGGGCUUGGCCAGGACACAUUCCAUAUCUAACAGGUGGAGCGCUGCACACCUACAGCCACCUCCAGGGAGAAUUGGACAGAGAGCGUUUCUGCACCGAUCUAAAGACGACUGUAGAGACGUACACAGGCUACAAGGCUGAGCUCAGGAUUUUUGUCAGCAAAGAUUUGCGUGUGUCUGGCUGUUACGGACUUUUUAUCCCUGGGCCUAACCCAGGCCACGUCACUAUGGCAACUCUUGAUUGCUUUACAACACUGGCUGUGGAGCUGGCACACACCAGAGCUCUGGAUGAGACCAGAGGUGUCGCCAUACAGGCUGUAUUAUCUUACAGCACACAGACCGGGGACAGGAGGACCAGAGUUCACACUCUGACCCUGCGAUGCUCACGUCAGCUGCAGGACGCUUUCCGGCAGUACCAGGCCCAAACACUACUCACCUUCUACUGCAAAAAGAUUUACUGUGCAGUGUUGGAGCGCCCUCUACAGGAGCUGAGGGAGGAACUGCAGACGGAGGUAACAGAAGCAUUGGCGUCCUACCGCAAACACUGCUGCUCUGCCUCAGUGUCUGCUGGACAGCUGGUCCUCCCUCAGUACCUGCGAGCUCUUCCUGUUUACAUCAACAGUCUGAGGAAGAGCGAGGUGCUUCUGCCGGGCCUCAGGAGCUCCAUCCACCAGCGGCUGCAGCAGCGCUGCCAGGUGCUCAGGAUGGACACCCGCGGCACCUCCACACACUUCUACCCUCUGCUGCUGCCUCUGGCGCUGUCAGUUGACAGCUCCAGCUCUCCAAACCCAGAGGAGGCGCUGCGCUGCUGUGCCGCCAGCCUGGAGCCCAGAGGUCUAUAUUUGGUCCAUGCACCCCUCACCUUGCUGCUCUGGGUGGGCGCCCAAGUCCCAGCAUGCACCCUGGUCGAGCUCUUCAACACCAGCUGUUUCUCCUCACUGCCCUCUGGAGAGACCAAGCUACCAGUUCUUGAAAACCCUCUGUCCAUCAGUGUUCGAUCCCUCAUCAACUCACUGAACGCUGAGGCAUCUUGUGCCCGCAAGCUGUGGGUGGUGAAGCAGGGUGACGCCUGCGAGGAGGCCCUGCAACGCCACCUGGUGGAGGACAAGAGUCCCAACGGAGGAGCGUCCUAUGCAGACUUCCUCUACCAUCUCCACGUCAACUCUGUCAGGCUUCUGCAGUGACUUAACACACACACACACACACACACACACACACACACACACACACACACUCGUACAUUUUCUGACCUCUGGGUGCAUUACCGUCUAUAAAAGAUGUCACUGCAGCGUAUUUGCCUCAAAUAACUAGACAUUAUUAUGAUGUGGAAAUAUGAAAGGCCUGUUGUCAGGCAGUGCAUAGGGACAUUUUAUCAUUUUACUCAUUUAAUGACUGUGACGUGUGUGUGUGUGCUGUGUUGAAUGUGAUCCAUGCUGUUCUGAAAAUAUGUUUAUGAUGUUAAUUUAUUCCUGUGUGUCCUGAGUUUUGCGUGUAUUGUUGUGUGUGGUUGUGUGUGUGUGUGUGUGUGUGUGUGAGGUGCCCACAGUGUGUUCUGUGUGCACAAUAUCAUGAAUAAAUAAAGCAUUUAAUUGAACCUUGAUUAAAGUUUCUUCCAGUUUAAGGAGAGCAGACUUUUCAGUGAACGUCAGUAGAAGCAGUGAAGUUGUAUCUUAGACGUCGUCCUGUCACAUCUGAUGAAGACGUGACUCAGGAAGCCAAAAGGGCAACUGUCUAAUGAGUCCAAGUGGAUAAUCAAACGAACUAACAACAUUGUAAUUAUGUUGCUGCAAGGGUGUGAAGCACUCAAACAUGUGGCUGUAUCAGGGGAGGGGGGUUUGGUGUCAGUGGUAUUUUUUCACAUUUGAUUGCCCAAACCAUCCAACAACAUCACAAAGAGUCUACAGCCAGGGCGGCGUCUCCGUGAGGUUGUUUGAACACAGUGGUGCUCUGAGCUGAAUGCUAGCACGUAUUAGUUUGGUGUAUUGGCACUAGUACACAAAGUACUAGGGAUGUACUGUCAAGUCAGGUUUUUUUCAGAUCCGAGUCCUUGAAUACAGGGUAUCUGCCUAAACUGGAUCCGAUCCAAUGCUUGUAUUUACACAAAUGUUCAUUAAAGUCCCCCAACCACUCAAAAA
Morone saxatilis (striped sea-bass) is the source of this 4387-nucleotide messenger RNA. RefSeq names its product protein transport protein Sec24C. Gene Ontology annotation, cellular component: COPII vesicle coat; endoplasmic reticulum exit site. The record is from RefSeq and is a predicted model, not a curated record. Bases 434 to 3436 code for a protein of 1000 amino acids. The transcript has 21 exons. Lineage: Eukaryota; Metazoa; Chordata; Actinopteri; Moronidae. Gene Ontology annotation, molecular function: SNARE binding; zinc ion binding. Gene Ontology annotation, biological process: intracellular protein transport; COPII-coated vesicle cargo loading; endoplasmic reticulum to Golgi vesicle-mediated transport.